AUGCAGCAUCGACGGAGGCUGCUGCAGCGGCAGCUGUUGCUGCUGCUGCUGCUGCUGCUGCUGGGUCUAGCAUCAACAUCUGCAGCAGCAACAGCAGCAACAGCAGCAGCAACAGCAGCAGCAGCAGCAAUAGCUAUAGCGGUCUCCCCAGUAUACUGCAGCGACUGGACUCCUGCUGCUGCUCCUGCUGCUGCUCCUGCUGCUGCUGCAGCAGCAGCAGCAGCAGCAGCAGCAGCAGAUGAAAGUUUGCUGCUGCAUGAAUCCUCUGACACUACUAGACUGAAAUCUCACCGCCGUCGCCGCCGCAGCAGCCGCAGCAGCAGCAGCAGCAGCAGCAGCAGCAGCAGAAGGAGAAGCAAGAAGAUGCGUCUGUGGCAGCAGUUCGAUGACUCAACAACAGCAGCAAUAACAGAGGGCACAGCAGCAACAGCAUUUGCUGCAACAGCAGCAGCAGCAGCAGCAGAAGCAGCAGCAGAAGCAGCAAAGUUCGAUGACUCAACAACAGCAGCAAUAACAGAGGGCACAGCAGCAACAGCAUUUGCUGCAACAGCAACAGCAGCAGCAGCAGCAGCAGAAGCAGCAGCAGAAGCAGCAGCAGCAGCAGGUCUCUCAAAACGCAACAGAAGGCUGGCUGUCUCCCUGGUAACCUCUGUCUCUGUCUUGCUGCUGCUGCUGCUGCUGCCGCAGCUGCUCAACCUGCUGCACCCCAGCAGCAGCAACCUGCAGCAGCAGAUCACCCUCGAUGGCCCCGUAGUAGGAGACACGGGCUUGUAA
Messenger RNA from Eimeria mitis, 774 nucleotides. RefSeq lists its product as uncharacterized. NCBI's taxonomy places the organism in Eukaryota, Apicomplexa, Conoidasida, Eucoccidiorida, Eimeriidae. The record is from RefSeq and is a predicted model, not a curated record. The transcript is spliced from 2 exons. The coding region runs from base 1 to 774 and encodes 257 amino acids.